AUGAGAAGCCGCUGCAGCUGUAGCUCCAGGUUUAUUCAUCUUGCCCUGGAUUUUGCACAACUGCACCAGCUGUCACGUUGUGUACGCUUGGUUGUUUUACCUCUUAGCGCCAUACGUUCAGUGUGGUUGAAGGCUGAUUGCUAUCGUCAAUCCGUAAAGCCUCAUCUUUAUAGUUUAGUUUCUGGUCAUUAUACACGCCUUGUUACAGCCAGGUUGACCUCACCGUUCCAGUUUCCUUUUUGGUCAUUACACACUCCUUGUUACAGCCAGUUUGACCUCGCCAUUCCAGGAAACUUCAUCCCCAUCGGUGAGAAGGUGGAGUGGACGGAAAACUACACAGCUAUGAUGGGCAAACUAGAGGAUGGUGAACUGAACCCAAACUACUCAGACUUCAUUGUCCCCAUCCUAAUAUACAGUGCCUCAAGUUUUCUACCACAAGAUGAACAGGAAGAAGUGAGCACAUUUCUGGAGAAUUGUAUAGGAAUGACAGGAAUUUUUCCCAUCGUUGUCAUCAGUAAGAAAAAAAGCGGAGAUUUCAUGACGAUUGAAAACACGUUUAAGCGUAUGGGAGCCGAGGUUGUUAUAUCUAUAGAGAACUACACCAAGGAAGAUCACAUCAAAACUCAAGGGAGAACCAAGGAUAUCCUGAAAAUUCUUCACAGUGCCCUGAUCGAUGUCAGAUUCCGCCUGGGACAGGAAAGAAACCCCCGGGCCGACUGGGUGCGACGGAAGAAGUUCCUUCUGGAAUAUAUACACAAGGCCGACCAGGAGAAGAAAGAGGAGCAAUGGAGAAGAGAGGAACAAAAGAGAAGAGAAGUACUUAAGAGACAAAUGGAGGAGGAGAAGAGGAGAGAGGAACAAAGAAUAAGAGAGGAACAAAGGAGAAAGGAGGCAGAAUGGAGAGAAGAACUAAGGAGAAAGGAGGAAGAAAAAAAAUGUAUCAUAUGUUAAGAGCUAGCCUAAAGACAGAUCUAUGUGACCUGUGUAUAGUGUCACUCCCCGGCCUUAUCCUGGCCUCCAGCAGAAUCAUAUGCCAUGUCCUACGCUGAAUCGGUCCCAGCCUCCUCAUGCAGAAGACAGCCUAAUCAGGAGAGGACUUUGGGGCCAGUCACUUGUCAUGGAUCUAUUUCUUGAUGAUUUUCAGUAUCCAAAUAAUAAAG
Molecule: messenger RNA, 1160 nt
Organism: Hyla sarda
Lineage: Eukaryota; Metazoa; Chordata; Amphibia; Anura; Hylidae
Product: translation initiation factor IF-2-like
Exons: 6
Coding region: 1-951 (316 amino acids)
Source: RefSeq, a predicted model, not a curated record